Cygnus olor (mute swan) is the source of this 2446-nucleotide messenger RNA. It is a transcript of the gene QRFPR, whose product is annotated as pyroglutamylated RFamide peptide receptor. The coding region runs from base 101 to 1399 and encodes 432 amino acids. The record is from RefSeq and is a predicted model, not a curated record. Gene Ontology annotation, molecular function: neuropeptide Y receptor activity; peptide binding. The transcript is spliced from 6 exons. Gene Ontology annotation, cellular component: membrane. Gene Ontology annotation, biological process: G protein-coupled receptor signaling pathway. Lineage: Eukaryota; Metazoa; Chordata; Aves; Anseriformes; Anatidae.
GGGCGGGGGCUCCGCCGCUGCGGACGGGGAGGGUUUCGUGCGCCCGGGUGGGCGCGCUGAGGGGCUGGGAGGAGGGCGGGUGGGAGGUGAGGGUGUCGCCAUGCGGUCCCUGAACAUCACCCCGGAGCAGUUCGCGCAGCUCCUGCGGGACAACAACGUGACGCGGGAGCAGUUCAUCGCCCUGUACGGGCUGCGGCCGCUCGUCUACAUCCCCGAGCUGCCCCGGCGCGCCAAGGCGGCCUUCGUCCUCGUCUGCGCGCUCAUCUUCGCCCUGGCGCUGUUCGGCAACUGCCUGGUCCUCUACGUGGUCACCCGCAGCCGCGCCAUGAGGACCGUCACCAACAUCUUCAUCUGCUCCCUGGCGCUCAGCGACCUCCUCAUCGCCUUCUUCUGCGUGCCCUUCACCAUGCUGCAGAACAUCUCCUCCAACUGGCUGGGCGGUGCCUUUGCAUGCAAGAUGGUACCGUUUGUUCAAUCCACUGCUAUUGUAACUGAGAUUCUUACAAUGACCUGCAUUGCUGUGGAAAGACAUCAGGGAAUUGUGCAUCCACUAAAAAUGAAAUGGCAGUACACCAAUAAAAGAGCUUUCACAAUGCUUGGCAUAGUCUGGUUGCUGGCAGUUAUUGUUGGGUCACCUAUGUGGCAUGUUCAACGGCUUGAGGUUAAAUAUGACUUCUUGUAUGAAAAAGUCUAUGUUUGUUGCCUGGAAGAAUGGGCUAGUCCAAUUUAUCAGAAGAUAUAUACCACCUUUAUUCUCGUUAUACUCUUUCUUUUUCCACUGAUAUUGAUGCUUUUUUUGUACACUAAAAUUGGUUACGAACUCUGGAUUAAGAAACGAGUGGGAGAUGCUUCUGUUCUUCAAACCAUUCAUGGGAAUGAAAUGUCUAAAAUAUCAAGGAAGAAGAAGCGAGCAAUUGUUAUGAUGGUGACAGUGGUGUUUCUCUUUGCAGUCUGUUGGGCCCCUUUCCAUGUGAUCCACAUGAUGAUAGAAUACAGUAACUUUGAAAAGGAGUAUGAUGAUGUAACAGUCAAAAUGAUCUUUGCAAUCGUUCAAAUUGUAGGAUUCUUCAAUUCUAUUUGCAACCCUAUUGUGUAUGCUUUCAUGAAUGAAAACUUCAAGAAAAAUUUUCUGUCUGCCAUCUGCUUCUGCAUUGUCAAAGAAAAUGUGUCACCAACCAGGCAACUUGGAAAUUCAGGGAUUUCUAUGAGGCAGCAGAAGGCAAGUGUUUCUCAAAGAGAUCCUACUGACUCAGGUGAGGCAAGGGGGGAAGCAUUCAGCGAUGGCAACAUUGAAGUAAAGUUCUGUGAUCAACCGGCUUCAAAAAGGAAUUUGAAAAAGCACCUUUCCUUAUUCAGCUCUGAGAUUACUGGGCAUUCUGUGUUGGGAAGUGGACAGUAGCUUUAAAAAGGUUUUCAGAAUGGGAAAAAAAAUGUUCUCUUUAUAUCGUAACUUUGAACAAGCCAUUUAAAGUAGUUUUCUACUUUAAGUGUUGAAAUGAGAGAGGGGGAAAAUAUUUUGAUUAUAAUGUUGGAAUAAUGGUCAAGAAAAUGUAAUAUAUUUUAUAAAGAAAAGGAAUAAAAUUUUGGAAAACAAUCUCACUAUGCGAUUUCCAGAAAAAUAUUUUUCCUCCUCAGCUAAUUUGGGGCUUGCUUGCCCUCUGAUUUAGGUAUACCAAACAACUGUUGGUAUAUAUGGUCUGUUUAUUCUGUCUGGUUCCUGGCACUCUGCUGGACUGUACUCAGCUGAAUGCCAGAAGACAAGAACUAUGGAGAGAGUGCACACUUCCUUUGGACAGCUUAGGAAUCUCACAUGGGUCUAAUGCUGUUUAUAAGAUCUGCUCUGUGCAGCUCUGAGGACAGAGAAACUUCAUAUCUGACUUCAGGAAAAAUGCAGACUGAGAUGCAAUUCUGUUUUGCAAAGUAUGUGAAAGCCAGCCAGAAUUUGGUUCUGAAGAAAUUAUCAUUUAGAUUUCAUGCAUGUCUGGAUUUUGUUAACAGGAAGUUAAUAGAAAUUAACAAUGCACGUAUAACUAAUGUGCUAUUUUUACAAGUUAAUUUUUGGGUACAAAUUUAAAGGCCAGUGUCCUUCCCUGUAAACUGCAUUAUUCCUCCUGAAAAAGUUGAAAAAGUGCUAUACAAAUCAAGGGCCUGCAUAUCCUCGAAGUGUGGUCUGUAAACACUGGUUUUAUCUUAGUCAUGCUUUCAUAUGCAGUUUAUGGUUGGAAAUUGUGUUGCUGUUUUCUGGAGGUAUACGAGGGCCAGGCUCAGAGCCUGUUGGAGUCUGCAGAAGACUUCUAGUUGAAUACUGUCUAGUUGAAUACUGUAGUCUUUUGACCAGACAUUUCUCUGAAGAUUUGCACAAACUUUUUUCUCUCUCCCUCAUCCUUGAAGUGGAUUAAAUACUGUGGAAAGCCAGUAUUACAAAGUUGAAAUCCAUAAAAUUCUA